GCCCGCGGUCGCUGGACGCUGCUAAGUAGGACGUAGCUUUAUGAUAACCUUCCUAGUGCCUCGUUUAUAGACGUACACACUUGUCAGAUUGGAAGUUCUUUGCGCCGAUCUGUAUCAGUUCCAUCAUGCUUUUUGUUGGAUGGAUUUAUUUUGUUUUUUUCCUACUGUGCGUAACAAUAGAAACUGUUACUUCUGAUGAAAGAAAAGAUGCAAGUGAACGACAAACAGGCAAUUUAAUUCGCUGGAUUCCAAACACUUUGCACACUGCAAGCGAAAAAGAAUUGGAAUUAAUCCGAACUUUGGAACAAUUAAGUAGUAAUUCUGAGGAAAUUGAUAGGAAUAUCGUUGUACCACCAGGAUUUAUAGGUACUCGUGGAAAAAGGAAUAACAUUCAAGAUAGGCCUUCACUGAAUUUCGAUAUGGCAGUAAGAAGAAGACGUCAAGAUGUCCUUCCAGGUUUCGUUGCUGUCCGAGAAAAAAGACAAGAUCCGGGAUUUCUUGCAGUUCGGGGAAGGAGAGAUGAUAUUUUUUCUGGGGUUGUGGUUGUUCGAGGAAUAGGUAAAAGAAACGAUGAUUCAACUGAUUUUAUGGCAAUUAGAGAACCAAGGCAAGACGUAAUAGAUCCAGGUUUUAUGGCAGUUCGUGGGAAACGGAAUAUUGACAUACCUAACGAUGUAAACGUUAUCAAAAAUAGAAAAAUCCAUUUCUAAUUCUAUGAUAAUACACGGAAAAA
Centruroides sculpturatus (bark scorpion) is the source of this 733-nucleotide messenger RNA. RefSeq lists its product as uncharacterized. Lineage: Eukaryota; Metazoa; Arthropoda; Arachnida; Scorpiones; Buthidae. The transcript has 5 exons. The record is from RefSeq and is a predicted model, not a curated record. The coding region runs from base 126 to 710 and encodes 194 amino acids.